Molecule: messenger RNA, 624 nt
Organism: Oncorhynchus nerka (sockeye salmon)
Lineage: Eukaryota; Metazoa; Chordata; Actinopteri; Salmoniformes; Salmonidae
Product: 5-aminolevulinate synthase, non-specific, mitochondrial-like
Exons: 3
Coding region: 1-609 (202 amino acids)
Biological process (GO): hemoglobin biosynthetic process; erythrocyte development; heme biosynthetic process
Cellular component (GO): mitochondrion
Molecular function (GO): pyridoxal phosphate binding; 5-aminolevulinate synthase activity
Source: RefSeq, a predicted model, not a curated record
AUGGCUCGUUGCAACAGAUUAUAUGAUAUUAAUCGUUUGUUUCUUAAAGGAGCGGUGUGUCCUCUGGAUGAGUUGUGUGAUGUGGCCCAUGAGUUUGGAGCCAUCACGUUUGUUGACGAGGUCCACGCGGUGGGGCUGUACGGUGCCAGGGGAGGAGGUAUCGGGGAGCGAGACGGCAUCAUGCACAAGAUGGACAUCAUCUCUGGAACACUGGGCAAGGCGUAUGGCUGUGUUGGAGGCUACAUCGCCAGUACCGCCGCCCUGGUGGACACAGUGCGCAGUUACGCUGCAGGCUUUAUAUUCACCACGUCUCUGCCCCCCAUGCUGCUGGCGGGCGCCCGCGAGUCCAUCCAGACCCUUAAAGGGGAGGAGGGCCGCGCCCUCCGGAGGAAACACCAGCGCAACGUCAAGCUGCUGAGACAGAUGCUCAUGGACUCCGGACUGCCCGUCGUCCACUGUCCCUCUCACAUCAUCCAUCAACACCAGCUUAACGCCCGCGAGUCCAUCCAGACCCUUAAAGGGGAGGAGGGCCGCGCCCUCCGGAGGAAACACCAGCUUAACGCCCGCGAGUCCAUCCAGAACCUUACCGCAUGCUGGCCUAUACACUGAACAAGGAGAGACACA